Molecule: messenger RNA, 1676 nt
Organism: Amaranthus tricolor (Joseph's coat)
Lineage: Eukaryota; Viridiplantae; Streptophyta; Magnoliopsida; Caryophyllales; Amaranthaceae
Product: protein DUF642 L-GALACTONO-1,4-LACTONE-RESPONSIVE GENE 2-like
Exons: 3
Coding region: 176-1279 (367 amino acids)
Source: RefSeq, a predicted model, not a curated record
UCUAAGGGGUCUCAUUGGCGGUGGCUUUGGAUACAUAAACCCAUCCUUUCUUCGACUUCCUACUUCAAACCAAAUACUGAAAUACACUAGAAGCAAUUUUCAGUUUUCGUCUGUUUAAUUCUCUGUUACUGUAUUAACUCUUAUCUCUCAAAGUGUGGAAAAAAUAAGUGUCAAUAUGAGAUUGGUUAAUCUCAUUUUUCCGUCUGUGCUUCUUGUUCUUGCCAUUUGCCACUCUAUCUCUGCCUUCACCGAUGGUUUAUUACCGAACGGUGACUUUGAGAAGGGGCCAAAUCCAUCAGACCUGAAAGGAACAGAGGUAAUCAACAAACAUGGUUUACCAAAGUGGGAACUAUCAGGAUUUGUAGAGUACAUAAAAUCAGGUCAUAAACAAGGGGACAUGUUAUUAGUAGUCCCAGAAGGAGCAUAUGCAGUAAGACUAGGAAAUGAGGCCUCAAUUAAACAAAGUGUGGCUGUAACAAAGGGCUUAAACUAUGCCAUUACAUUCUGUGGUGCAAGAACUUGUGCACAAGAAGAGCAGCUCAAUGUAUCGGUGACGCCCGAAUGGGGUGUUCUUCCAAUGCAAACUUUAUAUAGUAGUAGUGGUUGGGAUUGUUAUGCUUGGGGUUUUGUGGCCCUUUCUAAUGUUGCUGAGAUUUUGAUCCAUAAUCCUGGUGUUGAGGAAGACCCUGCUUGUGGACCUCUAAUUGAUGCCAUUGCUAUGAGAGUUCUUUACCCUCCUAAAAGGACUAAUGUGAACCUAUUGAAGAACGGAAACUUUGAAGAAGGUCCUUACAUCUUCCACAAUUCAUCAUGGGGAACACUAAUCCCACCUAAUAUUGAAGAUGCGCACUCUCCACUCCCUGGUUGGAUGGUUGAAUCACUAAAAGCAGUGAAAUACAUUGAUUCGAAUCACUUCUUUGUUCCAUCAGGCAAACGUGCAGUCGAGCUGGUGGCAGGUAAAGAAAGCGCCAUUGCGCAAGUUGUCAGGACCACGCCCGGAAAACUUUACUCCUUAACAUUUGUUGUUGGGGAUGCAAACAAUGCGUGUUCAGGUUCUAUGGUUGUGGAGGCCUUUGCUGGCAAGGACACUGUCAAAAUCCCUUACAAAUCCAAAGGAAAAGGUGGUUACAAACGCGGUGUUCUUAGGUUUAUUGCUACUGAAACACGAACCAGGAUCAUGUUUUAUAGCACAUUCUAUGCAAUGCGAAGUGAUGAUUUCUCUUCCCUUUGUGGGCCUAUCAUUGAUGAUGUUCGACUUGUCACUGUUCGCAAGCCUUGAUUGUGAUUGCAAGGAACAGUUUAUUCUGUUGUUUGUGUCAGCCUAUUUGCAUCGGUUUUAAAUAAGUGUAUAACGUAAAAAGUCUAUUGUGUCGGUUUUAGGUAAUCUUAGUUUUAUUGAAUAAGAUAAGAUAUUACGAGGUGUUAGUUUGAUGGGAAAAUAUGGUAAAAAUUGGGGCCCUUUUUUGUUAUAUGUUGUGUUGAGGUAAAUUACACCUCUAUGUAUAAUGCUAAGCAAUCUGUUUUUAUGUUGCUGAGAAGUUAGAAACAUUUAGUUGAGAUAAUAAUAUCUAUGCAUAAGUUUAUAUACCAUCUAUAUGUAUGUGUUUCUGCUAAGAAACUUAUAUCAAACUGAUUUGGAUGGAGGUCUUGAUCGAAGGCAUUUUGAUCCUUAUGAU